Molecule: messenger RNA, 1494 nt
Organism: Radiomyces spectabilis
Lineage: Eukaryota; Fungi; Mucoromycota; Mucoromycetes; Mucorales; Radiomycetaceae
Exons: 1
Coding region: 143-1324 (393 amino acids)
Biological process (GO): glycosphingolipid biosynthetic process
Molecular function (GO): hexosyltransferase activity
Source: RefSeq, a predicted model, not a curated record
ACGGACGGAGUCCUAAAUUCCAGAAUUGGCACUAGCCGACUGACAAGCUGAUGUAUUCCCUCACUCCCAAUACGAAUUUCGCUAUAAAUUUUUUUUUUUUCUAUUCUUCUUGCUGGCUUUAUGAAUUGAAGAGAUUCCGCAAAUGGGGUUCUUUGACUACUUUAGAUUGCAUGAAGUCGGCUACGGAAGAGUCCCCAAUCCGACGACGUACGUGCGACCGAAACGAUGGCGUAUACUGAGCAUGUUCAAGUGGGCGGUCGUUGUAGGAGUGUUGGCCGUUCUGACAUUCUUCGCCAUUUGCAAUCUGCAACUCAAUGUGCGUAUCUAUCUUCGUAAUUGGAUCUCGCAUUCAGACAAUUUGUAUUAUCGGCCACUGGCGGGCUGCUUUGACGGAUUGCCACCCGACAGUCCUUACCUUCGCGGCGACGGAGGCUAUGAAAACGAUCUUUCGCCGGGCAUCAGUCUCAUGGAGGAUUACGAUUGUUAUGAUUACGCUGCUACGUUGCAACCGGUGCCUACGACGAGCCAUCAAAAGACCAUCUUUCACGCUUACUGGCGAGCGGAUUUAGCUCCGGUGGGACCGAAACAGUUGGCCACGUUACGCUCCUUCUUUGCUACGCAGAACCCGAAUACAACCAUGAUUUACUUGUGGUCCAAUGGCGAUCUGUCGCCGAGUCCAGUGAUCAAGGAAAUUCAAUCCCACGUUGGUGAUCGACUUCAGACCAAAUUGUACGAUCCGAAAGAACUUUCCAAAGGCACGCCAAUGGAAGGUUCGCCUCAUCUUGAUUUGAACGAUGCAAGUGGUUACCUGGAUGGCGACCUGCUCCGACUUUUGGUCGUCUAUCGAUACGGUGGCAUGUGGUUCGACAUGGACUCCCUGUUUGUUCGUGAUGUCUCACCGCUCCUGGAGCAGGAAUGGUUAUCGCAGUGGGAUUGUUUCUUGCCCAAUUCAUUUCCAUUCAACGGUGCAUUUAUGCGAUUUCACAAGGAGUCUCCUUAUUUGUGCGAGAUGCUGAGUGAAGUGGCGAACGGACCACUUCCUCGUCCAAACACCAUUGACUGGGGUGGCUACAUGUACUAUCGGAUCUAUCGUCGUCUUUUGCAUCACCGUAUUCGCCCUUGGACAGUGCUUCCAUGGUGUUUUACCGAUCCCAUGGUUUGCGCUCCCCGAAAUAGCAUGCCCAAUGCUUUCAUUGAAACCGAGUUCCCCGAAGACCGAUUACUACAGACGUUUGCCUAUCAUUGGCACAAUCAGUGGAAAAAGGAACCGGGCUCCUUAUUCCGAUUUCUGGAAACUAGACAUAAAAACGUCACCGGAUGGUAAACCCCAUAGCAUCAUCCUUCUUAUUUUUGUUUUAUUUUCCUCCUUCCUUUCUCCUGUAUCCACCAAACUUUUCCCUAUUUUUCAUUUUUCAUCGCACCUCUUAUAGUCUAUAAUGAACUAAACUAUAUCCUAUUUUCAUUUUUACACCAAUAAAAAGCUUUUUGGUAAUU